UCGAAUCGACAGGAUGUUCUCUCUAACCGCUGUGUUUAUUAUUCUUGUACUGGCUAUUGUUUCACAUGGCGGUUCAUAUUGCAACAACGGUGGUAUGACCUUUUACUGCGGCUAUGAAUGUUGCGGGGACUUGAGCAACCAAUACUGUUGCAGCAGCGGAAACAAUGCCGAAACAACUGCAACGGUUGCACUAAUUAUCGGGAUCGUGUGCAGUGCUGUGUUGACGAUCGUCGUGAUUGUUGGAUUAGUCAUAUGCUGUGUACGCUGCUGCUGCCGAUCAUCUAAAGGUCACCAAGGUCAAGUUAUUGCAACCGGUCAACCGAUGGCUGUAAUAGCUACUACUGGUUCAAACACUACCACUGGUGCAUACGCUGCAGGAUACGUCUACCCGCCUCAGCCUGCUCCAGGUACACACUACACUCAACCUGCAGGGACGGCACAGCCUCCACCAUCUUACCCUCCUGGACCAGUUCCAGCAUACCCUACAGAAACAGGACAAGCCAAAGCUACGUCUGAGGGAGCCCCGACUUCUUAACUCCGAUUAACCAACACCCUCCCGAGGCGGGGUAGACUGUGUGCAACCAACAUUAGAACACUAAAUAAGUCUAGUGAACUUGAAAAGGUCAUAUAGACCUCUCUCUCUCUCUCUCUCUCUCUCUCUCUCUCUCUCUCUCU
Messenger RNA from Haliotis rubra (blacklip abalone), 675 nucleotides. RefSeq names its product protein shisa-5-like. The coding region runs from base 14 to 535 and encodes 173 amino acids. The transcript is spliced from 4 exons. The record is from RefSeq and is a predicted model, not a curated record. NCBI's taxonomy places the organism in Eukaryota, Metazoa, Mollusca, Gastropoda, Lepetellida, Haliotidae.